AUCCAUCCAUCCAUCCAUCCAUCCAUUCAUCACUCUCUCCUCUCCAAAUUACCCGUCCAGCUCAUAUUCAAAUAAUGAAUUCCUUUGACUUUUCUCAUCACUCCCAUAGACGAUAUAAUCCCUUAACAAACUCAUGGGUCCUUUGUUCUCCACACCGAACUCAGCGUCCGUGGCAAGGCAAAGAAGAGGACAGUGACGCGCCUGCUAGGCCAACAUAUGAUCCUCAGUGCUAUCUCUGCCCCAACAACUCGCGCGCCAAUGGAGACAAGAAAAACCCAGAUUAUAAAGACACUUUUAUUUUUGAGAAUGAUUUCCCUGCUGUCCGAGAUGAUCAACCACCUUUAGAUGAUACUUCUGAAGAUGAUAACCCUUUGCUUCAAGUUCAAUCCGUCCGUGGACAAUGCCAUGUUAUCUGCUUUACUCCUAAUCAUGCCAAAACCUUGGCUGAAAUGUCCGAAUCGGAAAUCCUACCUGUGAUCCAUGCGUGGAUCAGCAUCUAUAAAGAUCUUCAAUCCAAGCCAUUUAUCAACCACGUCCAGAUCUUUGAAAACAAGGGUGCUGUCAUGGGAUGCUCCAAUCCGCACCCACAUGGACAGGUUUGGGCUACAGAAGAUAUUCCUCAAGAGACCAGUCAGGAAUUAGUCAAUAUGAAGGCCUAUCAAGCUAAACAUCACCGAUGCUUGCUUUGUGAUUAUGUCAAUACAGAAAAGAAAGCUGAUCUUGCAGCAAAAAACAUAUCAGAAGCAGGAGCAGCAGCGACAACAGCAACUACAACGUCCAACACGAGGACCCCACAGGGAUCACGCAUUAUUUGUGAGAAUGACAGCUUCAUAUGUGUCGUUCCAUUCUGGGCUAUUUGGCCCUUUGAGACCCUCAUCAUCUCCAAAUCCCACGCCCCACGCCUCUCUGAUCUAUCAACCACAGAACAACAGGAUUUAGCCAAUAUCCUACGAAGGAUAACUUGCAGAUACGAUAAUCUCUUCCGAUGCUCCUUCCCAUACUCAAUGGGGAUCCAUCAAUCCCCAACGGGUGACAAUAAGGAAUUCGAGACUUUGUCCCAUUUACACUUGCACUUUUAUCCGCCUCUGCUUAGAAGUGCCACAGUCAAGAAGUUUCUUGUGGGGUUCGAGCUCCUUGCUCAAGCCCAGCGUGAUCUCACGCCCGAACAAGCUGCGGCGCGAUUGGCUGAUUGUUCAGAAGUCCAUUAUAUGGCUUCAUGAAAUCAUUUCAUUUGUCAUAAACAAGUAGAGUAAAUAAAUUAUUAAAAAAACUUCGGAUCUCUGGUUUGCUUACUGCAACCUCACUCGCUUUCAUCCCAAGAGACAAUAAGCACGACCAAGAACCCCCCAUCUUCCCUAUUAAUGCCGGCAACCUUAGGGUCGGUGAAUAUCACUGAUUUAACACUAAUUUACUAGAGCUGUUGAAAC
Molecule: messenger RNA, 1427 nt
Organism: Lobosporangium transversale
Lineage: Eukaryota; Fungi; Mortierellomycota; Mortierellomycetes; Mortierellales; Mortierellaceae
Product: galactose-1-phosphate uridylyltransferase
Exons: 3
Coding region: 75-1220 (381 amino acids)
Biological process (GO): beta-D-galactose catabolic process via UDP-galactose, Leloir pathway
Cellular component (GO): cytoplasm
Molecular function (GO): UDP-glucose:hexose-1-phosphate uridylyltransferase activity; zinc ion binding
Source: RefSeq, a predicted model, not a curated record